AUGGUGGCAGCCCACUACAACCCGUUCCUGUUGGCAGCAGCUUUCUUUUUUCCAUUUUCACGUAUAAUUCAGGGCCUCAGAUCUCAGCCAAGUGAGCAUGUGAAAUUGUUAAUCAAACGUCAUAACGUUGGCGAAGGACACCGAACACCUAACAAUACUCGACAAGAUUGGUCCUCCUGCUAUUCACAUGACGCGAUGACCCUCCACUGGUGGAUGCAUUGGUUUUGGGUUACUCUAUCAAUCACUGCUGUUACGGGGAUUCCCUUACCCUCUACGUCAGCUGAACUUGGGCCGACAUUGAUACUGACAGAAAGAUUUCUGCAGACAACUCCUCGGCAUUCCACUUCCCCUUCCCCUUUGUCUUCCUUGCCUUCUGCGUCUCCUAAAAACCAAAAUCUUCGCACUGUCAAAGCGAUUGAAAAUCCUUUACCACCCUCAUCGACGGUGCAGAGUAGUACUUCUGCUGCGGUAACUGAGAAGUCUGAGGUUUCACCGAAGAAUUGGAACACCACGAGAGAUGAUAAGAAGGAUGAAAUAUCAGUAUUAACUGAUUCCGGGCCCCAGGAUUCCAAUGAUACACGACCUGCCUUAUAUAUUGAUCACGCAAAUAGAUCUUCUGUUAACAGAGCUUCAUCUGUAAUAAAAAAGGACAGCAAAGUGACAUGGAUAUUAGCAGCUAAUAAAACUGCGAGAACGAUAAAAAUCAUUGAUGGAAAGUCGAACGGAGAACGUGAGGGGCUUAAGAUGAGCAAAAAUUCUUCAGAGGUAGAAGUUGAGAAGGUCAGUGAGGCAGACCUCGCUGUAUUACCACUGAACGAGGCUGUCUUACCAACUAGGCUUAAGCUGGUCUUGAACAGAACUAAAUUUAUUCCUUCCACUAAUGUAAAUGAGAAAUUGAAUGGCAAGGUUGAGGAAGUAGAACCUCUGAAGCAAGAAUUUGCUGAAACAAGGCUCGAGGCUACCGCAGCAUCCAUCCUGCAAGAAAUAAGCGAAUCUCCGAGAUUAAGUCGGGCAAGAAGCGCCUUUGCCGGAGACUAUCAAGAAGAUCAGGGUAAGCAGCAAGAACAACGGAGGCAGGAAAAACCGCCAGAAAACUUUGGAAACGUGACUAACUCUGCCGUUGACAUAGCUGCUGUCACUGGCAGCUGUUUGGCAACUCUAAUUUUAAUCGGAACAAUGGCAAGCUUUGGAUUUGUUAUGUACAGGAGGCGAUAUUUGAAUCCACCACAAACGCUGAACAGUGACAAAUGCAGUAAUCCGGACAGCUCGGGGUACAUCGAUGACUCAACGAUUCGGGAUAAUUCGGAGGAGAUGUACAGCUUGGAUAACGACUCCUUCCUCAAUUCUCUCGAGGCUAUGACCAUACAGAAUUACUGGACUGACAGCGUAAAACAUACAAAGUUGUGAGCUUGUUCAGCCCGAGCAAACUAGGAACAGAAAAUCCGUCCUGCGCACUCGGAUAAUUUAUUUAAAGAUUGGUUUUGUUGGAGAUCUCGAUACAUUCCGAUACGGCACACUUAUUAGCUAUUCGAUGGUCAGAUUUAUUGCCUAUUCGUUCGCAGGACUUUAUUGCUGAAGUUUUAUAACUGUCAAUGAAAGAGCGUGCCCAGUUGAGCUGUGAAACUGUCAAGUAUUAAAAAUAAUCGUGCAAUAGAACGCGACGUGUUCUUGAGUGUAAGUAGUUUUAUGUAAGGUAACUUUAGGUUUUAAAAAUAUACGUAUGUGCGUGGCAAAUUCAAAUUUAGUAGAUCAUAUGUUGGCUGGGUGUUAAUAUUAUUGAAAUAGCUUGAAAUGACAAGUACAAAUAAAACUCGUAGGGCUCAGUCCAGAGCGUAUUUUGUAACGAAUGACUGUGAACCAGCAGGUAUGGACAUUCCAAAUUUCCAAGUAUGUGAAUUAACAGAUGUACAUAAAACAAUAUUGUCUGAGGUGAUGAAAUUUUUAACUGCAAAAAAAGCUCCGCUGCAUAUUUCAUACACUAGUAUAGUAUUAGAAUUAGUAUUAGCAUGACGGAUUCGUAGAUCGAUUGGUCGGCUACCAUUAAAUUAAUUUGCAAGAUACAGUUAGUCAGAAAGGAUUUUAACUAAUUAACAAAACAUCGGACCAAUAUAAUAGAUACAUAGGUGAGCUAUCGAUAAACUACUAGCCUUUACAUGAUCGACAUAUCCAGGUAAUAGUUAUACUCGUAAAUAUAGCGGUUUAGAGAUGUAAAAUAUUGGGAAUUGUCACGGUUAUCAAUCUUUGGAAUAUGGAUACGUGAUAACGAGAUGGAUAAAUAUGUCCGUUGGAAAAUCUGAGCCGAUAAUAAAAAUAUUUAAUUUUAAUUCCAACAACAGAAAAGUAAAACUUUCAUAUUUUACGGGUGAUCGAAAUCACUGCUAAAAUUCAUCAUAAUUAUCCCUAAAAUUAUAUUUCUAUAUGAUAAACUCUGAAAAUCAAUUGUGAUAGAUACAAUUAACUAACUUUUCAUCGUUAACGGUAGUUUGUAGGGUAGACCAGGACUUAAAUUAGCUACCCACACACCCACCUACUUAAUUACUUUUAUCUUAUACACUGACGUUAUUAUCCGCACUACACAUAGUUCGUCGUAUCGUUGUUACUAUUUAAUUCGUAAGGUUGUGAAUAUUAGAGGCAUACGUCGUUGAUAUUGCUUAGUCGUAAAUAAAAUUAAUUAUCAAGAAUAAUCGAGGUGAAACUAAAUAAAAAGUCGAUGACACGAAUUCAUCAUUAAAUGCUUCUUUGCACUUCGGUAAAGGAUAUAAUUAUUAUUACAGAUUAUUGUAACAUCAGGUGGCUAGUUCGUAUGGUAUAGUCGAGUUAUUAUACUGUUUAUACUAUAAUAUUUCACUUAUUAUAUCGUGUAAAUACCUGUAAGACAAGGGAGAUAUGGAAAAAUCUUCAUGACCUUAUCACGUCGGGCGAGCAGCAAUAAAUUUCGGUUAUCGUUAUACCAACCGCAACUAUGAUGCAACGCGAAGGAAUUAAAUAAUGUAUACAAAAACCGCGCAGUAUGCGGUAUUUGAAUCGUAAUAAAUUAUUUUAUCGUUCACAAA
Athalia rosae (coleseed sawfly) is the source of this 3053-nucleotide messenger RNA. RefSeq lists its product as uncharacterized. Bases 1 to 1407 code for a protein of 468 amino acids. The record is from RefSeq and is a predicted model, not a curated record. Lineage: Eukaryota; Metazoa; Arthropoda; Insecta; Hymenoptera; Athaliidae. The transcript is spliced from 7 exons.